Galendromus occidentalis (western predatory mite) is the source of this 468-nucleotide messenger RNA. RefSeq lists its product as uncharacterized. Lineage: Eukaryota; Metazoa; Arthropoda; Arachnida; Mesostigmata; Phytoseiidae. The record is from RefSeq and is a predicted model, not a curated record. The transcript is spliced from 3 exons. The annotation marks the transcript as partial.
AUGGCGCAAUUCGUCCGAACGAAAUCGAUUCCACUAAUCCGAUUGGCGGGAGAGGAAGCCCAUUCUGUGGACGAUCUCAUAGAGAAGGCCUGCGAGCUGAAUGGAAUUCCUCCAAUUUAUAGAUAUCUUAUGGCACUGUACGAUCUGAAAGCGAAAGCUUAUCUCGGAGCUCACGAGAGCAUUGGAGGAGACGGAGGGGAAUUCGAGCUUCAAUUGCGGAUCCGAUUUCAUCCGGGAUGUGCUAGUCGCAUAGAGGAACCGAACACCCGCAACCUGUACUAUCAUCAGAUGCUUUAUUACCUUUUCGACGAGUUCAAAGUAAAGGAAUACAGUCACAAGCUGGUGAGUCAUCUCGUCGGUUUCGUUGCGUUGGAUUACGUGAGGCAACUGAUCGAGAGGGGAGAGGCUCCCUCGGAUGAGAAAACCGCAGAGCUCCUGGAAUCGACCGCUCUGCCUGCGGACUGGAAG